This is a messenger RNA of Effrenium voratum, 5223 nucleotides long. NCBI's taxonomy places the organism in Eukaryota, Dinophyceae, Suessiales, Symbiodiniaceae. The record is from the annotation of a GenBank genome assembly.
AUGGAGCUGCGCCCACCGGCCCGAGCCGCGCCCGCACCGCGUGCGCCUUGGCGCUCCUCGGCGCAGACGCGGUUUGCACCGACGGCGCUGAAACCGCUGGCGCUGGCGCCGCUGGCGCUGGCGCCGCUGGCGCUGGUGCCGUUGGCUCGCAAGGCAAAGGAGAAGCAGUUGGAGGCGGUGGCGGAGGUGGGCCUCAAAGAGGUGCUGCGCUUUGUCUGGCCGGUGAUGCUUGCGUUCCUGGCAUCCACGCUGCAGGGCUUGAUCGACUCCGCCUUCGUGGGCCGCUGCGGCGGCGCGCUGCAGCUGGCCGCCCUGAGCCCCGCCACCAGCUUCCUGGACGGGCUUUCCUACCUGCUGUCCUUCACGGCAAUUGGCACCUUGAACGUUCUGGCCGCUGAAGGCUCCAGCUCUUCAGAGCGGGAGCGGCUGCUGUCCCGUUCCUUGGCGGUGGCGGGAGCCGUGGGAGCUGUCGCUGCGGUGGCGGUGAUGAUCUUCGCGCCCAGCUGCGUGCGCCUUUGCGGAGCCCGGGAGCAGGUGGUGCCCCUGGCGCGGGCCUACGUGGAGAUCCGGGCGCUGGGGCUUCCGCUGGACUCCCUCUUCAGGGUGGCCAACGCGGGGCUGCUCUCUGUGAGGGACUCGCAGACCGGGCUGAAGAUCGUGGGCCUGCAGAGUCUGCUGAACGGUAUCGGCGACGCGCUGAUUUGCCCCCACCUGGGCAUCGCUGGGGCGGCCAUCACCACGCUGCUGGCGCAGCUGGCGACGACGCUGGCGAUCCUGGGCUCAGUGCGCCGGAAGGGCCUGAUCAAGCGCUUCGUGCCACCCUCGCUGGAGGAUGCGAACAGCUUUCUGUUCUUUGCGUUGCCGGUGUGCCUGACAUUGACGCUGAAGGUGGCCUCUGUGCAGUUCUUGAGCGUGGCUGCCACUGCCAAGGGGGUGGUGGCAGCGGCAGCGCACCAGAUCACCAAGUCCCUGCUGUGGGUCUUUGGUUUGUUGGCCUCAGAGUCCCUCUCCUCCACGGCGCAGGCCUUCCUGCCGAGCUUUCUGCAGCGCCGCGACCGCAGAGGCGCCAAGAAGACUUUGGGCCUACUGCUGUCGCUGGGCGCGGUGGGGGCGCUGCUGACGGCGGGGCUGCUGCAACUCAUCGCCCGCCUGGGCGGCCUGCGGGUCUUCUGCGAUGACGCGCAGGUGCUGGCGGCCGUGCCGCUGGUCCCACUGUCCUGCUGCAUCAUGCUGACGCCCUUCACCUUCUGCCUGGAGGGCGCCCAUAUCGCCGCAACCAGGCAGCGCUGGCUGUCCCAGCGCCUCUUCCUCAUCACCUCGCUGGUGGGCCUGGCCUUGCACUCCAUGCGCCGGGCGACACUGGCCCAGACCUGGAUGGUCUUCGUGGUCUACUUGGCCGUGAGGGGCGUGUGGUACGCCUGGGGCCUGUGGGGCCGCAGCGGCGUCUUGCGCGUCCUGCCGAUCUCCUACCAUGGCAACACCUACAAUAUCCCGGUGACCAUCUACUUCGACCCUCCUUACCCGCAGCAACCCCCGCGCUGCUUCGUGACGCCCACGAGCGGUAUGGCCCUGAAGCCGAACCACUCCCAUGUGGACGCGGGCGGCAUGAUCUACUUGCCAUAUCUCAGCUCCUGGUCCGAGAGAUCUUCCACGCUGCCGGAGAUGGUCCAGCACAUGACCAGCAGCUUCUCGUCCUCACCGCCGGUCUACUCCACCACCACCGCUGCAAGGCCCACUGCAGAGCAGCAGGCCGCGCAGUCCGGCCAGGGCGCGCUCUCGGGGGUCUUCAACUUCCUUGGGAACCUCACUGGAGGCCAGGCCUCGGCGAGCCCCACCCCGGUGGUGACGGCCACGGCGGUGCCUGUGCAAGCGCAGCCUGUGGCCACGGUGGUGGCCACUCCCGUGCCCAGGCGAAACGAGAAAGAGGAGCUUGCGAAGGCAGUGACGGCCACCCUGAAGGAGCGGUGGCCUUCCGUGGUGGAGCCCUUGGCCGAGGACCUGCGCCAGCAGCUGGACAGGAAAAAGGAACUACAGAAGGCGCAGAAGGAGUUGGAGCAGGAGCAGACGAAAAUGAAAGAUGCAGUGCAGCAGGCGGCAGGGCAAAAGGCCCAGCUGGCGAAGAUGGAGCUGGAGCUGAGGGCCUUCCUCGAGGCGGAGGCAGGCCUCGAGCACGACCCAGACGCCGCGCUCAACUCCCUGGACGCAGACCGGCGGCAGGUGCUGGACUGCCUGUCUGAGGAGAUGGCUCUGGAAGAGCUGCUUACAGCCCUGGACGAGCUGCUGGCUGAGAAAAAGAUCGCGGCGGCGGACUUCAUGCGAGAGGUUCGGGAGGUGUCCCGUCGCCAGUUCCUGUGCAAGAUGAUGCGCCAGAAGGCGGCGAAGGCUGUGGCCGGCAGCGAGACGAGCGGACUUGCGGAUGUGGCGGCCAUAGAAAUCUCAGGGCUUUACCGAUGGCGCAUGCGACCCCGCUGCCUCCCGCAGGCGGAUGGGUUCGCGGGGCGCCGCGAGCGGAUCCGGGCGGGGUACCGCUUUUAUCCCGCCAUGUACAGGGCGGCCGGGCGGCACGUGAAAGAGAAAACGGCCCCGCUGGUCUUGCAGCCUAAGCUUGCUGGAGGUCUGGCAUAUGAGUUCAGCGCCCCAGGCGAUUCCGAAGCCAAGCUGGUUGAACAUCGCUCGGGCCCUGCCAGUGCCAUGCUGCUGGACUGGCUUGCGGACUGGAUAGGCGCGAUCGCGUUGCCUCGUGUUGCAAUAGCAGGGGAAUUGUGCGCCAUUUUACAGGUGUCGGCAUCGAUCUCCAUGGCAAGUGCCCAGAUUCCUUUGGUGCCCAUCUCUCAGCUCGCAUUGAAGCGGCUGCACAAGGUCGGCAAGUGCCGGCCUUGCCUCUUCACCCGGAAGCAGGAUGGCUGUUGGAAGGGCGACGCUUGCGACCACUGCCAUAUUUGCGAUGAAGCCCAGGCGGAUGCGGACUUUGCGGCUAUAUUGUGUAUGCCAAGGGUAUUGCUGUUGCUCGGGUUGCUCGGGUUGCUGAUGCGAUCUGCCGUCAAGAGCCACGAGAACCUGAAGGAUCUGAAGGCUGGGAGAGUGGAGGUGAGGGCGGAAGGAUUGAAGGCAUUCGGCAUCGGCAUGGUGCCAGGGGGCAGAGGUACAGGCCACCUGGACGCCACGCACGGGUCGCCCAGGUUUCGUUGCUUCCGGUUCGUUGCCUCCGGAGUCGCGCUGAGGUCCUUCUUGGCAGUGCCCAAAAUGCACCGCCUGGCCACAAAGGCUGUGGACAAGGCCGCGUGGUUUCAUGACGCCGUGGUGGACUUUCAGGAGACCGACCUCUUCUGGCAGGCGCGCCGCUUUGCGCGCCGCCACCUCGUCGCCGAGACCUUUGGCCUGGGCGUGGCUGCGGGCACCGUGCUGUUGCUCACAGCCCCGACGCCCAAGAAGAGGCCAAAGGCACGGCCAGAUCCCCGCGAGGCUGGUUUGGCUGAGCUUCGCGCACGCCGUGCCGGGCACGCACCUCCGCGGCGCACCGCCUCCCUGCCACGGGUGCCAAGAGCGCCCGCGGCCGUGGAGAUGAGGCGGCCGAAAAAAGCCGCCGCCGAUGACAUGCUGGACUUUGAGGAAGACCCAGGUUCGGAGGAAGGCGAGGUGUCGAGCACCCCCAAAGCCGCGAGGUGCGGUGGGGACCGGGACGGAUCGGAGCAGCUCGAUGGAGCUGGCGGUCUCUUCAUCUCCGGCUUGAGCUUGGCCUUCGAGGUGCUGCGAGAGCGGUGCGAGACGUCGGUUGGGGCGAACCCCGAACCCGAGCGCAGCGAGCCCAACCUGGUCCCGCCGGACCUAAGCCAUCCGUCUCCGUGCGGCGAAGUCCAAGUUGAUGCGGGAGACUUCCUGAUGUCAGGCCAUGACCCCACGCCGAAGGCGCCGGAUCUGGAGGCGGCGAAGGACGCGGAUGCCCGGGCCGCCACCCCAGAAUCGACCAGGCAGGAGACCGACCAGCUGGAGGCUGGUCCCUUCGAUUUUGGCGGCGGCUUUGGCGGUGGCGGCUUCGAUGACAUGCCUGGCCUUGGGGGUGGCGGUUUCCCAGGCGAUUUCGGUAUGCCCGGCUUCGACCAGGGAGGCUUCAACAUGCCAAAGCCAAAGCCACAGAACACCGAGAGUGACAACACGGGUGGCGGCAUGUUCCCAGGUUUUGACAUGAAUGGCAUGGCAGACAUGAUGAACGGCAUGAUGGGGGACGCCAUGAAUUGCAUGCAGAAGGAGCAUGACAUUUGUUGCAACGACGCGAACUAUCGCAAGACAGUGUGCUUGCCGCUCUGGUACUGCAUGAUUGGUAUGGGCGAAAGGGACUUUGGCCCGAUGCCUCCUUGCGACGCCCCCAUCCAGUUUGGCGAUGCCUCCAAGUGCAAGAAGGACGACCAGACAAUGCGCUCGGAUAUGCGAACUGCAAAGUCCAUGUGCUUUUCCAAGAUCCAGGAGCUGUAUGACCUGCAAGCCAAACUCGGGCAAUGCAUGGCUGACCUCGGCACUGAGAAGAAGAAGGUGGAGGACGAGCGGCAAGGCCUCACAGAUCUCCAGCACGAAGCCGAGGAAUGCGAGACGAAGAAGGCCGAGGAAAAGGCCAAGAAGUCCUUGGGCGAGGGCAGUGCUGGCAGUGCUGAGUUCUGUCCAGCAGAGGCUGAGGCGAUUCGUGCGGCCAUGACGACUUACACGGAGGCCGUGGGGAAGUGCGUGAGUCUCCAGGUCAGCGCCACAGUGCGCAUCCCAGAGAUCAACAUCAAAGUGCCGGAGAUCAAGGUCGGUGUGGUCACUGGGGGCUCCUUCAACUUGGAAGUGCCCGACUUCAGCGCGCCUGACUUUACGGGCGACAUCGUCGUGCCCGGUGGCGGGGGCAAGCUCAAUGUGGCGGUGGAGGGCGGUCAGGGCGGUCAGGGCGGUCACACGUCGGAAGCGAAGCUGACGUUUGAGCAGCGCGAGGCCAAUAUCAAGGCGGACAUCAAAGAGUGCGAAGAGGCCAAGCCUAAGAUGGCGCAGAAGAAGCAGGAGCUUGCUGCGUCGAAGGGCGAGGUUCAGAAGCAGAAGCAGAAGGCGUGUGAGGAGUCCAGCCUUCUCGAGGUCAGCGCCACGCCCGAAGCGCAGGUUGCCAUCCAGGUCUUCAGCAUGAUGAAGAUGGUCUGGACCUGUAGCGACGUGCAGGGAGCCAUUGAUGCGCUCAUCGCGAUCUUGCAGCGCUGCUGA